This is a messenger RNA of Spea bombifrons (plains spadefoot toad), 1781 nucleotides long. RefSeq names its product solute carrier family 22 member 6-like. The transcript has 10 exons. The record is from RefSeq and is a predicted model, not a curated record. Gene Ontology annotation, cellular component: membrane. Gene Ontology annotation, biological process: transmembrane transport. Bases 131 to 1690 code for a protein of 519 amino acids. NCBI's taxonomy places the organism in Eukaryota, Metazoa, Chordata, Amphibia, Anura, Pelobatidae. Gene Ontology annotation, molecular function: transmembrane transporter activity.
AUAUCUACUCAUUAAAGGGUUAUAUUAAAGUGUACGUCACCUUAGACAUUGUAGUUAAUUUCUUCAGUAUUCACAAUCAUUUUUAAGGAUCUGCAGUUGUGACUUCAUCCUCUUGGUACUUAUCUCACCCAUGGCUACAGGAGAUGUAUUGGACAAGGACAGCUUCUUCUCCCCCUUUCAGACCAUUCUGGUGUCCCUUCUCUCAGCUCCACUAACUCUUGUUGCCACACACAACCUCAUGCAAAUAUUCACAGCCGCAGUGCCACCACAUCACUGCCACUCCAACUUCACACUGGACCCAAAGCACCUACCAGCAGAUCCUUGCACUCGGUAUGUCUCACCUCUGAUGAAUGAGACAAAAGCCUGCAGUGAGGAAGAUGGCUGGGAUUAUAACCGGAGUGUUCACACUUCCACUAUUAUUAGUGAGUGGGAUUUGAUAUGUGACCGGGAACCUCUGAAAGAAGUGGCUCAGUCUGUCUACAUGGCAGGGGUUCUGGUGGGCGCAAUAGUGUAUGGAACUCUUGCAGACAGGUUCGGACGAAGGGCAGUACUCCUGUGCUGCAUACUCCAGAUUGCAGCAAUGGGAACAGGAGCUUCCCUCUCUCCAAAUUUCAUUAGCUAUUGCUUCUUCCGUUUCCUGACUGGAAUGGGGAUCUGUGGUUUUCUUAUUAAUGACCUUGGCCUCACCAUGGAAUGGACCCCAAAGAGAUUUCGCCCAGCAGUAUCAAUGUUUCAAGGUUACUGCCUCACCUUUGGGCAAAUUGUUCUUGCAGGGGUAGCAUAUGCCAUAACAGAUUGGCGUUGGUUGCAGAUGGCACUCUCCUUACCCUUCUUCAUCUUCUUCAUAUUCAUUUGGUGGGUACCAGAGUCUUUCCGCUGGCUCACACUCACCAGGUGCUCCCACCAGGCUCUUAUUAACCUAAAUCGUGUGGCCAGAAUCAAUGGGGACAACACAGGAAGCACUAUUACUCUUGAGAUGUUACAACAGGAUGAUCAGAAAGGUGGUCUUGUCAAAAAGAUGACACCAUUUGACCUCUUUCGCACACCUGUUAUGCGCAAAAUAACCAUUAGCCUUUCUAUGUCCUGGUUCUCCAGCAGCUUCUGUUUCUUUGCUCUUGCAAUGGAUAUACAGAGAUUUGGGCUGAAUAUAUACCUAGUUCAGGUGAUUUUUGGCUGCACGGAACUCCCUCUUAGGAUCUUGAGUACAAUUACAGCUACUUAUAUUGGCAGGAGAUUCUCAGUUUCCUUCUUCCUUUUAAUUUCUGGGGUCUUAAUUCUGGGAAGUCUAGCUAUUCCAACAGACAAGAUGAUCCUACAGAUGUCCAUUGCUGUCCUGACUAAGGGAUUUCUUGGUUCAUCUAUUGUGUGUGCCUAUCUUUAUACAGCAGAACUUUUUCCAACUGCACUCAGACAGACAGGAAUUGGAUUCACCAACAUGAUGAUGAGACUGGGUGCAGUGGUGGCUCCUGUAGCAAUGAUGACAAAAGUAUAUGUGCCAUUUCUACCCCUUAUCAUAUUUGGGGUGGUGCCAAUUAUUUGUGGAGUACCUAUUUUGUUUCUGCCUGAAACACUCAACAGUCCUCUUCUGGACACCGUAGAAGAAGUGGAGAAAAGAGUCAGAAAAAUUACACCCGAGGUGACGAAUGAUUCAAUACAUGAAACAGGAUCUGUGCGGGGUACCAAACUUUAAAACAGGCUUUCUAUAAACACAGGCAAUGCAUACUGCCACAUUGUUAAUGGUGAACAAUAAAACAAUACUGAAGGAACACAAUAACUACAUC